GUUCGGCAGUACCAAGAUUUAUGGGGAUGACUUUCGGCACUUUAUACAUGGUGGUCCUAAUCCCUCAUAUAGUAAUUUACAUUUGCAUAUUCACGGUAGUAAUACGUCAACAGAAGAAAAUGAACAUAACCAAUGAAAAUGGGUCAUCAAACUCUGGCCAGAACAUUCCAAAAAGUAGUCUGAAUCUCGUAAAAACGGCUUUAAUUGUUAUCGGAUUGUUCCAAAUUUGUUGGACCCCUUUUGUAGUUUAUCUUACCAUUCUACAAUUUGAUUUGAUAGAUGCCAGAGAACGCACAGUUGGCAUCGGUAUGUUUGUAGCAUACGUUAUAGCUAUCAUCAACUCGGGUAUGAAUCCAAUAGUUUAUGCAGUGAGAUCGACCGCCUUCAGAACAGGAAUGAGAAAGGUUCUGAAACUGAAGCCAAAUGAAGUUGAAAAUGUGUCACAUUCAUGAGACAAUUUAAUACAAGAUCGGAGAAAUAUGCAGGUCACUAUUUAUACAACACUAAUGAAUUCCAUUUACUUCAGUGAGUUUAUCAAACCUAAAAUCCUGCCGACUGUGAAAACAAAAUAGAAUUUGGUUAUGGAAUGAGAAAAAUUGGACAUAAAUACACAUUUUCAUAAAUACACAGCCCUCCAUAAGUUUGGUAUUCGAAAGUUCCCUUCUUGUUCAUUAAAAGUCUGUUAAUAUUUGGUGAUUAAAAUAUUUCGAACUUUUGUAAAUAAGGUAUGAAAAACGAUUACAACAUUAUAGGCUUUUAAAACGAUGAUAAAUUAAGACUUCAAAUUCCAAUCGUAUGGAGAUGAGUAUGUGCGUUCAUUUUUUAAAUUUAUGUAUUCCGAUCAUAUUUGAAUAUUGAUAUCCACUUUCAUCUUAUUAGCUUCAAGUUUCAAUCAUCUAGAAGGCUGUUAUCUAGAGAAACAUAUAUAUAUAUAUAUAUAUAU
Molecule: messenger RNA, 943 nt
Organism: Owenia fusiformis
Lineage: Eukaryota; Metazoa; Annelida; Polychaeta; Sabellida; Oweniidae
Source: the annotation of a GenBank genome assembly